Molecule: messenger RNA, 3266 nt
Organism: Xyrauchen texanus (razorback sucker)
Lineage: Eukaryota; Metazoa; Chordata; Actinopteri; Cypriniformes; Catostomidae
Gene: dync1i1a
Product: cytoplasmic dynein 1 intermediate chain 1
Exons: 17
Coding region: 285-2171 (628 amino acids)
Biological process (GO): transport along microtubule
Cellular component (GO): cytoplasmic dynein complex
Molecular function (GO): dynein light chain binding; dynein heavy chain binding
Source: RefSeq, a predicted model, not a curated record
AGCAUUUGGAAGGGGGAAAGGUGGGAUCGUUUAAUUGCAAUGUAGAGGUUGCAAGGCGGUCUUUGAGCAUCUGCCACCUCUAGAAAAUACAGGCCAUUGUCCUUGAAUACAGUUUUAUUAGGGUUUCCAACAGCUUCAUUGCAUUACUAAAAUAUCGCAUCGUGUAAUCUCAACCAUGAUGUUUUAAUGCAAGGGACAGUAUUAAAACGAUUGCCAGAUUGUGCACAGCAGCAGUGAUACAGCAAAUUUAGAGUGGACAGCAUCCGCACAGGGAGCAGGACAAAAUGGCUGAUAAGAGUGAUCUGAAAGCCGAACUUGAGCGCAAAAAACAGCGCCUUGCUCAAAUCAGAGAGGAAAAAAAGAGAAAGGAAGAAGAAAAAAAGAAAAAAGAGUCAGAGACCCAACAGAAAGCAGAAACUGCCCCUGAGGACUCGGAUUUGGACCGUAAGCGCAGGGAGACGGAGGCCCUUCUCCAGAGUAUUGGAAUAUCACCAGAACCGUCAUUAGUCCCAACACCAAUGUCCCCAUCAAAGUCUAUGAGCACACCCAGUGAGACAGGCAGCCAGGAUUCGGUGGAUGGCGCAGCUGCUGGCAGGACCCUGCAGUGGGACACUGACCCCUCUGUUCUCCAGCUGCAGGCAGACUCUGAGCUCGGGCGCCGGACACACAGGUUGGGGCCAUCUAAGAUAACUCAGGUGGACUUCCUUCCCAGAGAAGUGGUGUCCUACUGUAAAGAGACCCAGACACCUUUAGCAGCCCAUCAGUCUGAAGAAGAUGAGGAGGAGGAUGAGGAGGUCACAGUGUCGAAAGUUGGCCCAGAGACUUAUCAACAGGAAGAGGAGGAAACCAUGGACACCAAGGAAGGGCACCUGCGGGAGCUGACGGAGGAGGAGAAACAGCAGGUUCUGCACUCGGAGGAGUUCCUCAUCUUCUUCGACCGCAGUAUUCGUGUGAUGGAGAGAGCUUUAGCUGAGGACUCCAACAUCUUCUUUGACUACAGUGGACGAGAUCUGGAAGAUAAAGAGGGAGAUCUGCAGGGUGGCUCCAGUCUCUCUCUCAAUCGUCUGUUCUAUGAUGAGCGCUGGUCAAAGCAUCGGGUCAUCACCUGUCUGGACUGGUCCCCUCAGUACCCAGAGCUCUUGGUGGCCUCCUACAACAACAAUGAAGAUGCUCCUCAUGAGCCAGAUGGUGUGGCUUUGGUGUGGAAUAUGAAAUUCAAGAAGGCCACUCCAGAGUACAUCUAUCACUGCCAGUCUCCAGUGGUGUCUGUGGGUUUUGCUCGGUUUCAUCCUAACCUGUUGGUGGGUGGCACAUACUCGGGACAAAUUGUUCUCUGGGACAACAGAAGCCACAGGAGAACACCAGUCCAGAGGACCCCCCUGUCUGCUGCUGCACACACACACCCUGUGUACUGCGUAAAUGUGGUUGGCACCCAGAACGCCAACAACUUGAUCACUGUAUCCACAGACGGCAGGAUGUGUUCCUGGAGUCUGGAUAUGCUGUCACAGCCUCAGGAGAGCAUGGAGCUGGUGUAUAAUAAGUCUAAGCCAGUGGCCGUGACUGGGAUGGCCUUCCCUACUGGAGACGUCAAUAAUUAUAUAGUUGGCAGUGAGGAGGGAACGGUGUAUACAGCGUCCAGACAUGGCAGUAAAGCUGGUAUUGGUGAGAUGUUUGAGGGCCAUCAGGGGCCAGUGACAGGCAUCAGUUGUCACAGUGCUGUUGGCCCUGUCGACUUCUCCCACCUGUUUGUCACCUCAUCCUUUGACUGGACUGUAAAGUUGUGGAGCACAAAGCAAAACAAGCCACUCUACUCCUUUGAGGACAAUGCAGACUAUGUCUACGAUGUGAUGUGGUCACCUGUGCACCCCUCGCUCUUCGCUGCCGUGGACGGCAUGGGUCGUCUGGAUCUGUGGAACCUGAACAAAGACACUGAGGUGCCCACCGCUAGUGUGACUAUAGAGGGAGCCCCCGCUCUGAACCGUGUCAGGUGGGCUGCUGGGGGCAAGGAGGUCGCCGUGGGAGACUCAGAGGGGCGUGUGUGGAUAUACGAUGUUGGAGAGCUGGCCAUGCCCCAUAGUGAAGAAUGGGCCCGCUUCGCCCACACGCUGAUGGAGAUCCGUGCCAACCGGGGCGAUGGUGAGGAGGAGGGGCCUGUGGAGCUUGCAGCAUAAAAAUGGAUCCAGGAUCUGUUCAUCCCAAACCCAGACUGAGCCUGAUGUAUCACACUCAAUUAGCCGGCAUGUCCACUCGUACUGUGCUGUUUAUUCCAAAUUAGUGUUCUGUUACUCAAUAAUUUGUUUCGUUGGUAGCCUAAAAAAUUUGGUUCAGUUACAGACAUUUCGUAUACAUGCACUUUUCAAUCAGACUUAAACAAUAAUUGGUCCUUGUAAAAUGUCAUGUAAAGCUUGGGUAAAGCUUGGGAUUUUUGCAAAGUCGGACUAAUAGACCUAGAUGUUGUGAUUGUAGCUCGGCUUAAUCCAGCAUGUACUGUAAACACUUAUAUCGGACCACAAUUGGCCUCGGCAUUGAAGCACGACAUGUAUUUAAAGGAAUAUUCUGCGUUAAGCUCAAUCAACAGCAUUUGUAACAUAUUGAUUACAACAACAACAAAAAAUUAGACUUGUCCCCUACUUUAGUCAAUAUAAUUUUUGUGGUAAUCAACAUUGUCUGAAAUACUGUCGAUUGAGCUUAACCUUUAUUGAACCGGAAUACUUCAAAUAUUAGAUUACUCAUUGGUCAUGUAUAUUUCAACAGACAGAUGAAGACUGUUGCUCAACUACACCAAAAUGAGCUGUAGCUUCAUUAAAAAUGUGCAUGUAAAUGUUCUAUGUAAGUUUUGUAUACAAUUUGUUUAUGCAAGAGUUUAGUGUAAUUUAUGUUCUGUAUCAUUACUGUAAUGGCAAUUAUUGGUAAAUAAUGGCUUCUAGAACUGGGAAAAUGUGAAUGUGAAGUCACGAUGAUAUCUUGCUGCUAGGAAAAUAUUGGUUCAUAAUGUGAUUUUUGCUAUACUUGAACUGUGUAUGUGUGUGUGUGUGUGUGUGUGUGUGUGUAUUUUUUGUACUGAGGCUCCUGCAUGAAAUAUUUACAAAUGAAUUCAUAUAAUAGUUGGUAAAUAUGCCACUUUUCAGUGAUUCAGCUACAGAUUAAUGUUUCACGCUUUGGCAAACAGUUAUUGUGUGCUCAUCGAAAUACGUUUAACUUAAUUUUUUUUGAAAAAUGUAAGCAAUGUGUGGCUAAAAGGUCUAAUUAUUGACAAAUAAAACAUG